UCAUGAGCUCCAGAGGUCACAGCACACUACCACGGACUCUCAUGGCCCCUCGGAUGAUUUCCGAGGGAGACAUAGGAGGCAUUGCACAAAUCACCUCCUCGCUCUUCCUAGGCAGAGGCAGUGUGGCCUCUAACCGGCACCUCCUCCAGGCUCGAGGGAUCACCUGCAUCGUUAAUGCGACCAUUGAGAUCCCCAAUUUCAACUGGCCCCAAUUUGAAUAUGUCAAAGUGCCUCUGGCGGACAUGCCUCAUGCCCCCAUUGGACUGUACUUUGACACUGUGGCCGACAAGAUCCACAGUGUGAGCAGGAAGCACCGGGCCACCCUGGUGCACUGUGCUGCAGGGGUGAGCCGCUCGGCCACUCUCUGUAUCGCUUACCUGAUGAAGUACCACAAUGUGUGCCUGCUGGAGGCGUACAGCUGGGUGAAAGCCCGGAGGCCUGUCAUCAGGCCCAAUGUGGGCUUCUGGAGGCAGCUGAUAGACUAUGAGCGCCAGCUCUUUGGGAAGUCGACGGUUAAAAUGGUACAGACACCUUAUGGCGUCGUUCCAGACGUUUAUGAGAAAGAGUCCCGACACCUGAUGCCUUACUGGGGAAUUUAACGCCACCAAAGCCUGCAUCAGCAGCCCCUGAGCAGUACCAGCAUCUGCUAUACACCGUCUGCUCCCCUCUUCACCUUUCUUUUCAGAUGGUUGACUUUUGGUUCUCCCUGAAGUGUUUUUUUUUUACACUGGGUGUUCAAAUUUAUUUUAUGAGACAGAAGGGAGGGGAGGGACACAGGGGAAUGCACACACUGCUAGUAACAUUUUUAAAACUAACAUUUUGGAUAGUGUUUAUGAAAAUCUUUAACUGGCUUUUAAUCAUUUUUAACAAUUUGAACUGUUUACAGACUGCUGGGUUCUGCUCUCUUCUGAAUCCCGGGCCUUUGGGCACCAUGGCUGGUGCUGGAGGAGCUCAGAGCAAACAUCACUUUGGGCCCCGAUGAACCCUUUAGAGACAAGCUUUGCCCAAGGCUGCUGACCAAACAGACGCUUAGGGAAGAUUGAUACCAGCUUCAGUCUCUACUGACUUAGCCCUCCUCCUUUUUCCUUUUCCCUCUAUUAUUUAGUGACUCUGUAAGUUGAAGUAAGGAAACCUUUAUUAUUUAGCUGUUAAGUAAUCAUAAUGAAAUCUGCUGCAAA
Elephantulus edwardii (Cape elephant shrew) is the source of this 1178-nucleotide messenger RNA. It is a transcript of the gene DUSP14, whose product is annotated as dual specificity phosphatase 14. The record is from RefSeq and is a predicted model, not a curated record. The transcript has a single exon. Gene Ontology annotation, cellular component: cytoplasm. Gene Ontology annotation, molecular function: MAP kinase tyrosine/serine/threonine phosphatase activity. Lineage: Eukaryota; Metazoa; Chordata; Mammalia; Macroscelidea; Macroscelididae. Gene Ontology annotation, biological process: protein dephosphorylation. Bases 3 to 599 code for a protein of 198 amino acids.